CUAUGAGCGUCUAGGAUCAAACGGUGACUGAUUCGGAGUCUGGACGAGGGAGAAACAAAGCAUUAAAUAGGGGCGGAGGAAGAAUUACGGGCAGGAGAAUUACGACCGUAUUUUCCCCUCCCAUUCCCGUAUUUUCACUGCCGAGAGGAGCUUUGGAUGCGCUGAAACUUAACCAAAACGCGUGUUUUGGGAAAAAUACGGGCAUGGAAGAAUUACGACCGUAUUGCUGCCCGUAUUUUGCCCAGAAUCGGAUUUUUGAGGCAGAUUCGAGCCAAAGGAAAGGGAGAGCUGGGUUUUGGUUCCCAAACACCCAAGGGACGAAUCCUAGAGAGAGAGAGAGACUUGGGAACAUUCUUAGAGCUAUUUUGGAGGAUUUCUUCACCAUUGGAGCUCGGGAAUCAAGCUUGGAGAUGGAGAUUGAAGAUCUAGAUCAGAUUUCUGCAGCCUCUCUCUUCUCUAUGGAGUAACUUCCCUUCACUUAGGUUUUGAGGAACUCUAGUUCCCUGUGUUAGGAUCUUUCUUGUAUGAAGUUUUGGAUGCUAUAUUGUUUGAUUAUAAUCGAUUGAGGCAUGAUUUAUAGAAUCAAUUGAAGCAUGAUCAUCUUCUCUUGAUUUCUGCUUUAACCUAUGAUAGAUAGAAUCUGAUUAGGUUAAGAGAGCUUCCUUGAUUGAUAGUGGUGAAUUGGUUGUGCGAGAGUCAAUCAAUUCACUGCUUUGUACUGGAAUUCAUUCCAGUAGUGGAGAUCUGUGUGAAUCGCCUUAGCAGUCUAUCCCGGUGAAGGCUAGUCGCCUGCCGGGUAUUCUGUCUAGGAGGGCUUGGUCAGCUUAAGAGAUUCCAAGCUAAUUUAGGAUCUUCCACAGAUUAAUCAACAGUAGAUCAACCAAAGGUAAUUGCAACUUGGACCUAAUUGAGGAGCUAGGGGGAAUCAUACCUAAGUGAGUUCCCAACUUGUAAUUAGUAGAGUACUUAGUAGAGUAGUUUAGUAAAUCAAUCCUUAAUCUAGUUUGCUAGAUAAUGAACUGAAGCUGAGUAAUAGUAACUCUAGAGGCCCGUGGAUUCGAUAUUUAUUACUUGUGCCACUAUACUGCAGUCCCUUUCAUUGGUUACACUUGGCCAUUGUUAGGUAUUGUGUUUUAGCGUGUCACCGCACAACUCCUGGGCCUUUUCGCUGGGUUGGGCCUACCUACUUCUCCCCGGGCCUAAAGCCCAAUAUCGCUAAACCAUGGGGCCCAACACCUAAUAAAUGCGGAUUGAGUUGGUAAAUAGGUCAAUUGUCAAGCAAGGAGGAGUCAUAAAGAAUGUCUUGGUGAAGUGUGCUCAUUUUGUCUAUCCUGUAGACUUCAUGGUUCUCGACAUAGAAGGGUGUGAUGUAUCGAUAAUCGUAGGCCGACCAUUCUUAGCUACGGCACGGACUUUUAUCGAUGUGAGUGGGAGCAAGAUCACCUUUAGGUUUUGAGAGGAGGAGAUAAGCUACAAGAUUACUCCAAACCCAAUUUUCACAAGUAUUACAAGUGGGACGAUGUCAAGAUUGAUUGUGAGCCGGUCACACCUCCUACCACACCGCCUUCAAGCCCCGAGAUAGAAUGGUUCAAUAUGGUUUCUCAUGUUGACCCUCAUGAUAGAAGAGUUGAAGGUGUGAGUUAUUCUUGCGAGAUUAUGAAGAGACCGGGUAAAGAAAGUUUCCUUACAAAAGGCCUACUCAAGAGUUGUUCCAAGUUUCUCAUCAAGCCAAUGAUCAUAGAAGGAAACUUAGAAGAUUUCAUCUUUGAGGAGAGAUACCCCAAGGAAAGCGUUCAAAAUUUUAAGAGCAAACUAGCUUCGAUAUUCGAAGAUGAAGAAUCCGGGGAAUGCAAUAAGUCAUUCACGGAUGAGGACAUUUAUAGUUUAGUUCUUUCAAUCAUGAGCACCAAUCUCCGAAUAUUUCUUUUGAAUCUCAAUCACAUGAUGAAGCAUUCGAGAGACUCCAUGGUCUUCACUUGGGACUUCACCACAAGUAUGAUUUCUACGAAGAAUCAUUGAUGGAUAAUGGAGCUCUUCCCUCUUGAUCUCAAGGAGUCAAGUUUGGCGAAAAGACUUUAAAAGACGAGCUAGUUGGGAGGCAACCCAACAACUCGGUUUGCGCAUCUUUUCCUUUUUGUUUUUGAAUAAUUGCUUAAGUAGAGGAGUAUAAUUGCAUAGUUGAUGAUUGAUAGGACUUUACCCUUGCCCCGCUUUGUCUUUGGAUGUUUGAUUGAUUUAGAUGAAUGAUUAAGCUUAAUAAGUGGGUGAAAACAUC
Linum trigynum is the source of this 2275-nucleotide messenger RNA. NCBI's taxonomy places the organism in Eukaryota, Viridiplantae, Streptophyta, Magnoliopsida, Malpighiales, Linaceae. The record is from the annotation of a GenBank genome assembly.